AUGGGGCUUACCAGGCGCCAGUUCCAAGCCCUGCUCUGGAAGAAUUGGCUGUGCAGGCUCAGGCACCCGGUUCUUUCUCUUGCUGAAUUUUUCUGGCCAUGUCUUCUGUUCAUGAUUCUGACAGUACUUCGUUUUCAAGAACCUCCCAGACACAGAGACAGCUGCUACCUGCAGCCCCGAGAUCUGCCCAGCCGUGGUGUUCUCCCCUUUGUCCAAAGCCUCCUUUGUAACACCGGGUCAAGGUGCAGGAACUUCAGCUAUGCAGAGCCUGAGGAGCACCAUUUUCGCUUGUCUAGGUUCCAAACUGCAGCUGACCACAAGAAAGUCAACAACCUGGCCUUUUUAAAGGAGAUACAGGACCUGGCUGAGGAAAUUUAUGGGACUAUGGCCAAGGCAAAAAACUUACAAAAACUUUGGGUGGAAAGAUCCAAGACUCCAGAUUCGUCUUAUGGUUCCAGUUUUUUGACAAUGGAUCUCAAUAAAACAGAAGACGUGAUACUGAAGUUGGAAAGCCUCCACCAGCAGCCUCAUGUCUGGGAUUUUCUGCUUUUCCUUCCGAGACUGCAUGCAAACAGUGUCUGCAUGGAAGAGGGUGUGCGUUUGGGAGAACACUUUCUCCAGGCAGUUCUGAAUUCCUUAACAUCCCUGGAAGAUUUAGACUGGCUGCAACUAAAUCGAACUUUCUCCCAGGUUUCUGCAAUUGUACUGAAUGUAACCAUUUCGAUGCUGACAUUUCUGCAGCAACAUGGAAUUGCAGUCACUGAGUCAAUAUACCACCUAGCCCUGCAGAAUACAGUGCGGAAUCCACAGCAAGUCCAGUCUGACCUCAAAUCUCGGUUUGGUUUGGAUGACCUUCACAUCGCACAAAUCCUCAAUUACUCAGCAGAACUAAAGGAGAUUCCCAUGGACAGCUCAUUAGAGAGGAUGGUGUGUUCAAUCUUGUCCAGCACAUCAGAAGACAAAGCUGAGAGAGAGAGCCCCCAUGGCACCUGUCACUCUAGGUGGUCAGAGGUCAAAGACUAUCUCGUGCACACCAUCAGCUGGUGGCGAGUCUACAAACAGGUGUUCGAUCAAUGGCGACAGGCUGGGCUGCUUCAGGAGACACUGAUGGCUGCAGCCCAGAGUGUGGAGGCGCUCAGGGAUCAGUUUGAAGAAUAUACCACGCCAUGGAAGGUGGCAGGGACUCUGCACUUGGGGCUGCUCCUCCUAAAUGACAGCUUGGCAGCAGGUGGCCCCACGGACAACCACAUAUCCCCCAUGCUAUUACAGCAUCUCCAGAAAUUGCAGAGCCUGUUACAAAACCUGCCCCAGUGGCCAGCUCUGAAGAGAUUGCUUUGGCUAGAUGGAGCUCUCAGGAAUGCAAUAGCCCAAGAUUUGCAUUUCAUCCAAGAAAUCCUCACUCUCCUGGAGAUGUCAGCUAACAACUUCAAUUGGGUUGGACCUGACUGGCUGAAGCUGGACAAGGACGUGUUCUUUAGGGAGUUAAAGCAGAUGUUGAUAAAGAAUGCCACUAAUCUCUGCCUACAUAGAAGCUUGUCUGAGAAGGAGGCUUUCUUGCUUCCUGGAAACUCCAGUGUCUGGGGUGGCCUCCUAGGGCUGUUGUGCCAUCACAACUCCUCCAACAUGACCAAUGUUGUAAACAAGCUACUUGGUUCAAUAGAGAAUGCCGAUCAUAUUUUGCGAGAGGUCAUUAUUGGGCACAUGAAUACGUCAGCUUCAAUACCUGAAGAAUAUUUGGGCUGGCAAGAACUUGAAAUGCAGCUGUCAGAAGCAAACCUCUCCUGUACUCGGCUUCUCCUGCAUCUGGGAGCUGAACCCUUGCCUGGGAAUGGUGUGUUUUCUGGAGACUGCCAGCACCAGCUCAUCUCCCUCGUGAUAUUUCAUGCACUUGAAAAAGCACAGUUUUUCCUGGAGCAAACAUCCUACUGGAAAGCUCUCACAGCUUUUAUCCAGCAGACUUGUGAAGUGGCCCGACAAGUGAAUAUGGAAGGAAGUUCCCAGAGCAGGCUGGAUGCUUUCUCUGAGGAAUCUCCUUGUUAUGAAGAAAGCAUGAAUUGGAACAACAUCAUUGACAAUUAUUUUGCAUUUUUGAAUAACCUACUCACAUCUCCAACAGCUUCUAUAUCCAGGGCCUUAAACUUCAUAAAGCGCCUUCUAGUGAUGGAAAAGAAGUUGAAUAACCUUGAGGCUGAACAAACACAUCUUCUUUUAUCAUUUGUGACAUUUUUGGAGAAAUUAUUAUUGCCUACUCUUUUUGCAUCACCCGGUAGCACCGAAUUCCAUCACCUCCCAACUCUUAAAGAGAAUAUUCUGAAUACAAGUAUUUUAUGGGUAAAUCAUUUAAAGAGUUUAGAGGGAGACCUAUCUGCUACUGAUUCUCAGAAACUUUUGAAAACUGGCCAAGAGAUGAUUGAAAAAAUAAAGACACUUAAAAGUCGCUGGAUGAGGAAGGAAUCCAGAAAUAUUUUGAAAUUCAUGGAAUUACUGUUUUCUGAAGUUAAUCCCAAACUACUAGAAUUAUGGCUCUAUGGCUUUUCAGAAGAAGACAGAGCUAAGUUGGAAAACUUGUCUACAGUUUUAAAUGUUUCUUUUCCAGAAAAUGAGAAGAUCCUUCAUAAAGGAUUUAACUUUUCCUGGUUGUUCCAUUCAGAAGGGCAUAAAUCACCAGCUAUAAAUAUGGAUUUUGUACAUUUGAGUGAAACCGUAAUUGAUAGUCUUCAUCAAUUUGGAUUUCUGAGGCAAGAACAAGUCUCAGAAGCUCUGGAAACAGUUUCUGCCGUAAGAAAUGCAUCUGGUCUCUUCUCAGCCCUAUCUGAACCUCAAAAGCAAGAGCUUUAUGCCAUUUUAUCUGACAUAUACCUAAAUGUCUUCAACAGUAAGGAUUCAGCUUUACUUCUGCAAAUAUAUUCUUCACUUUACCAAAAUAUUUACAAGUUCUUCAGCAUUCAGAGUAGAGAGUCUCUGCUCACUUUUCUGACACAAAUCUCAAAAUGUAUUUUGGAUAUCAUAAAGCAAUUUAAUUUCCAAAAUGUCAGGGAAGCAUUUGCAUUUUUAUCAGAGAUAGCGGGAAUUAUUGUGGGAACUUCUGAAGCAACUUAUUGUGAAAAAUUGCUCUUAAUUUUUAACUUUUUGGAGCUCCAAGCCCAAUCCCUGAUGUCUACAGAAGACCAAGAAUCAGAAGUGAUUCAUGCUACACUGACAGGCCUUAAGCAGCUCUUCAUACUGGAUGAAGAUUUUCGCAUUUCUUUAUUUCAGUAUAUGAGUCAAUUCAUCAAUGGUUCAGUAGAAGCCCUACUGGAUAGUGAAUGCUUUGUUUUGAAUGAUAAACACAUUUCUUCUGUGAAUUAUUCAACAAAUGAGAGGUCUUCACUUAUUCUUCCAUGGGCACCAAUCUUUUCAAACUUCUCUGCAAAUGUCAGUGCGUUCAACCAGCUUAUGGCUGUUCACUGUACCAUUUCAUGGCUUCAAAUGUGGACUGAAAUCUGGGGAAGCAUAUCUCACCUAUUUAAGUUUGACAGGAAUAUUUUCACUUCUCUUCACAUUGGUCUGACUCAACUUUCUGAUGAAUUGGAAAAGGAUGUAGCAAUGUCUAAAAGCUGCCAAGGACUGUUCCCUACCCAUCGCACUGCUAGGCUGAUAUUAAAUUUGUUUAAAAACGUAACUCACAUUGAUGAUAUCCAUAAUUGGGAUGAUCUCCUCGCUCUCAGGGAUCUGUUGGUUGCAUUGGGCAAUGUAUUAGUUACAGUAAAAUCACAGAACCUGGACCAAGUAGAGAAAUCUCUUUUCACCAUGGACACUGCCUUUCAUCAGCUCAAGACAUUUCCAUUGAACACAAGCAAAAGUAGAGAGUUUUUAUAUUUUCUGCUUGGAGUAUUCUUUGAAAAUAGCAAUACCUCAAAGUAUAUAGAUAAAAGUGUAAAUUUGAUAAACUACUUUCUUUCAACUAAUACCACAAAUCAUGGAGCAAAACUUGAAAGUAGCGUCGCUGAGCUGAGAGAAACAAUAUUAUUUCUUAGAAAUGUGUCACGUGACCGAGAUUUAUUGUCCUGCGCUGCCGUUUUCCGAAAUGUUACUAAACUUAUUUUAGAAGAUGACUUAUUAUUUGUAAAUACUUCACAGAGGAUAUUUCAUAUUCUCACCAUGUUAAAUUCCACAAUUUCCUCUGAGAACACAAUUAGCAGACUGAACGGAUGCAUUGCAUGUCUAAAUGUCAUCAACCGUCUGUAUGUGAUGUAUAACUCAAGUUUUGCACAAAGCCAUCCUCACAACAUUUUGAGGAGUUACAAAGACGUGGAAAAUAAAAUGAACUCUGUAUUGAAAAUUGUAACUUGGGUGUUAAAUACAAAGCAACCUAUUUGUUCAUUAAAUGAGUCAAAUACAGAUUGUGUAAAUAUUUAUUUGAAAAAUAUAACUGACUUUCUAAAUAUUAUACUUACUACAACCUUUGAAAAAGAGAAGGUACCAAUAUUUGAGAUUUUAUUAGCUCUUUUAAAUGAUUCUACAAACCAAAUAAGGAUGAUUAUCAGCAACUUAACAAGAGACUUUGAUUAUGCAUCUCAAUACAACUGGAAACAUUUUACUGAAUUAAUUUUGAGACCCAUGGAAGUGUCAGAUGAGAUUCCUUACCAGUUUCAAAAUAUUUGGCUACAUUUAAUCACACUAGGAAAAGAAAUCCAGAACCUCGUGAAAGAUAUUUCCCCACACAUCCUGGAGAAGUAUUCCUCUUUCAAAAUGGAAAAGAUUUUUAGUCUAUUUGCCACCAGUCCAAAGGAAAAGGACAUAAACAGUUUAGGCAAUUCAAUUUAUCAUUUAGCUAGUUACCUUGCCCUCAAUAUCUCUCAUAAUCUCCAAAAUUUAUCUAGAGUAGUUCCAACUGAAAUAAUGAAAGCUGUGGAUCUUGGUGUUCAACUGAUGAGGGAUGUGUUCAACUCCUUAAUGCCCACAGUUCUUCAUAAUAUUCCACAAAAUACAAGUCACAUUCAAGUUCUAAAGAGAGUAACUUCUCUCAUGCGUAGUCUCAAGAAGGCUGACAUAGACCUUAUAGUAGAUCAGCUUCAACAAAUUAGUGAAAGCCUAAUGGAUUUCUUUAAGAAUAUCAGCAGAUUAGAUACUGGCGAUUUAGGGAUCAACUUGAUUGUUGGCUUGAUGGAAAGAUUUGUCACCAGCUCACACUCCUGGAACGUUAAUCAUCUGUUACAGCUGUCACGCCUGCUUCCUAAAGGCGACGUGGAUUCUGUGGUUGAUGUGUACUACGUGCUUCCUCAUGCUGUGCGGCUCCUGCAGAGGGUAAUUGAUAAAAACAUCACAGAGGCCCUUAAGGACAUCUACAACUUCACACUCCUUCAUGGGAUAAGCAUUUCAAACAAUACCAAGGAAGACUUUGCUAUUAUGAUAAAGACUCUUCUGGAUACAAUUGAAUUAAUAUCAGAUAAACCAGAUACUGUUUCAGAGGUUUUAACAUGCCUUGCUGUGCUUUGGUGCAGAAAUCAUACAACUUCUGGAUUUCAGCAGAAUCCAAAGUUAGAAGCCUGCAAUGUCCACGGGUCUUUAUCUUCUUCUUUUUAUAGCAAAGUGGCCAGUAUACUUGACCAUCUCCACUUAUCUGUGCAAGGUGAUGGUUCACAAUGUUCAGACGAAAGCACACAGGUGGAAAUAACCAACAAAGUUGUCUGUGCAAUUCAUGAGUUAGCAGACUGGAAUUCUAUUCUUCUAAAGCUGUUUGAAGUCUUCCAUAUUAAAACUUCACUUGUGGAAGCUGUGCAAGAAUUUUGGCAUAAAGUGUUACCAUUUGUCCCAUCUUCUGGAAAUCAAAGAAAAAACAGUAUCUCUGCACUUUGUCCUGGUGGUCCCAUAAAGCAAUUUGCUUUGAAAAUCAUAGAAAAGCUAAAACAUGUCAACUUUACAAAAGUUACAUUAGGUGAAAACAUCCUUAACAAGCUAACAUUUUUAAAUCAGAUCCUUAACAUUAGUAAAGAUACAGAAACAUAUUUUCAAAAGAAUAUUUCCUUAGAUUUGGGAAAGAUAAUAAAGUCUAUUUCUGAGGACUGGGACCUAGAGAAUGCUACUUAUUAUCUAUUCUCUCCAUUCAUGAUGCUUCUGGAUGCAAAAGUUACAGGAAAUAGUUUAGAAGCAUUAUCAAGAAUUAUUAAAAAAAGUGAAAAGACUCACAGCUUUGAAGAACUAUGGCUUGAUUUUGAACAGACCAUGAACAACCUAACACAUGACCUUAGUAUCAGAUACCCAGUCUCUGAAAUUAACAAGGAAAUCCAAAGUGCAAAUUCAGUGGUUCUUCAAAACAUGACUGUGCAACUUGGCCAUUUUCUGGAAAUCCUGAAUUCAUCAUCAUUGACGACAUCAGAAAACAAUGAAGAUUUUCUAUUAGUCAUCAGAAGGUGGCUUCAUGAAUAUGCCGAUGAAGAGUACUCCAGGAUGAUACAAACACUAUUUGUUCUUAUGGCCAAUGAUAGUUCAAUGGAUGAUCUCACCUUGUUGAUUAAAGAUGUCACAACAGUUUUGGGCUAUCUGAAAAACAUUUCCAGAGAAGGUGAACUUGAUGUUGCUUUUCUUACUCAUCUGCUAAAUCCAGGACAGCUAACUAAUUUCUCAGUUAUUCAGUGGCUUUUCGAAAACAUCCUAAUUAACUCAAUCAAUAACUUAGCUGGGAGUUUUCAAGAAGCAGUUCCAAAUUUAAGUGAUAUCGACCUUCAAGUAAUGAAUUUCAUUAACCUCAUCUUGAACUACACACAGUCAGAAAAUGGUGGGAAAACAAUUCUCUCUCCAAGAAGCCUAGCGGGUGUUAUGGAACAGUUUUUGAAAACAUUCUUCUCCUUUUUACUAAAGGAAAAUUCUGAGACCAAAGUAUCUCUUCUGCUAAAAGACUUCCACAAAGAUGUUAUUGCAGAGAUGAGUUUUGUCCCAAAGGAUAAAAUUCUAGAAAUUCUGAAAUUGGAUCAGUUUCUUACCUUGAUGAAAGAAGACAGAUUGAUGAGCAUUUUCUCAAGUUUAAAGGAGACCACAUACAUAUAUCUAAUCAAAGACUUAUUUAUAUUAGACAGUGGAUAAUUUUAUUUUGAUAGUCACCAAGGACUAGAGUUUAUGUGACGUUUAUUUAAUACCCUUUUAAGGGAAACGUCAAUGAAAAAUGAAACUGAAAGUAAUUUGAACUUUCUUACAGUGGUGAGUCAGCUGCUUUUCUGUUUCAGUAGUUCUGAGUUCUUUAAACUCAAUCAGGAUCUUAGGUCAGUUCUUUGCAUUUUGAGAAAAAGUUCUACGGAGGUAGCAAGUCUCAUGGAUACUCUUAUAAACUCUUCUUCAGAACUUUGCAGUUUGCAUUCUACACUCCAAGAAAUUCUACUUGCUAGCCUCACUGAUUUGCUUUUCUUUAUUAAUAAUUUUUUUUUUUUUUACUUCCAAGGAGCAGAGCAACGUUAGAAAUUAACUAAGAGAUCUGACAAAGAAAGUCGUGUCCUGGAAUCCCUGUUAGAAAUGUCUAAGAUUCAGACCAUGCUGUUAAAUGACAGUGCGUAACUGAGAGAAAUUGUCACAUCAGUGUGCUCCACCAUGAAACUUACUCAGCUAGCCAAGAAAGUGUUGGGGAAGAUGGCUGUGAUUUUUAAAACUCAUGCUAUCUUCAGUGUCAUGGGCACUCUGAAAUUCUUUGAAAUUCUCUUUUCCAUUAUGUGACAAAAUAUUCAACAUCUUGUGAAGGAAAUAGCUACUUCAAAAAAAUUUGAUUAUUUCACAUUUAAAAAUAUAUAUGGUCUAUUGAUACCAUUUCUUGACUUGACCCUAAGGAUGACUGGGGCCAAACCUAAUAUUUCACAACCUUCUGAUAUUUUAAAUGUAUCAUUAAGUAUAUUUUCAUAUUUGAACCAAUUCAAGAACUUUUCUGAUAUUUUGGAAGAAAUUGGUGAAUUUUAAACUUGUAUGAGUAUCACUUUGGGAGAUGCAGAAUGUCUUGUGAUAGCAUCUAUUAAUGGGCCUCAACUACUCUCUAUGGAUUCUGUCAAUGUAUGGGAAUAAAUUCUGAAUUGCUUGGUUCCUAUAAAUAACAUCACCAACCAAAUGGACUUCUUGCAUCUUCAUCCAAUUUCCAUUCAAAGUUGCUCUCAAGGAAAAUGUGAAAGAAUUAGUAAAGUGAUCAUUUUUUUUUCUAAAAUGUUAAUGCAGAAUAGCACAGAAGUAGGGACUUACUUAAAGGUGACUGAGCUCACAUUAGAAGUUCUCUGGAAGAGUUUAAGAAAGGAUGAUUGGGAUGUUUUUAACCUACUGCUGACAUUUGCUCAGCCUCCCAAUGACCAUUUGGAAACCUCCAGAAUGGUUGCAGGGAACUUUAGUGGAAUUAAAAGUGACUAUGGAGGUGAUUUGAGUAGAUUUAGUAUUAUUUUUUUGACUCAUCUUUUGGUCAGAGUAUAACUCAUCAACAGCUUGAAAUAACGUAUUAAGAGAAUAGCUCUCAUAGGAAAAGAGUUCCUCCUAAAUGACACUCAGUGGGUAAAUUCUAUGAGAGCUUUUUUCCAGCCAGUUUUUGAGAUUUUUAUUAACACAACUACUGGAAAGAAUGUCACAUCAGAAAAAGAAGUGAGGACCAAUAAAGAGAUCACUGAUUUUCUUUAUAGCUUCAAACCAUUGUGUUUUGAGAAAUACUUGAGGGGAUUAUUUAUAUUGACUGAAUACUGGCAAAGAGUCUCACUGACAAAUCAAAAUGUUACUGGAAUAUGUCAAGUUUUCCAGCAGCCUGGGAAGCCCUCUGGAACCAUGGAGAUGUUGCAGAAAGUGAGGAUGGUGUUUUUGCAUGUACUCAUCAUUUUUGCAGAAAACCCUUCCUUGACUAAGGACAUUUUGUGUGCUGCUGUGCACUGCAGGGAAGGCAGGAUAAGGCAUCUCAUUUUGUCGGCUAUACAAGGGGUCACUUUGCUGCAGGACCACUACCAGGAAAUUAAAAAGAUAUGGUUCUCACCUGAUCAGCUAAAUUGUGAAAGUCUUAGCAGGAAUCUUUCCAGCACCUUGAACAUCUUCAAGAGCAACUUGGAAAAGGCCACUGACCAGGACUGCGUGUGCCAGCCCCUGCUGGAGACCAUUCAGGAUCAUGUGCACAUGUUGGCCAAAAGCCUUGAAGAGACUUGGUCAUCAGGGAAUCCUAUUGUGAGUUUUCUUAGCAGUUUCGCAGUAACAGGGGAUGUCAAAGUAAAAGACUUGCUGAAGAAUAUCACCAAACUAACUGAAGAGCUUCACUCUUCUAUCCACAUGUCAGCUGAGACUAUCAGUAGUAUUCUGGAAGCAAAUAUUUCCCACGCAAAGGUCAUCUCCAGUGCCCUCACUGUAGCUUUGUCUGGAAAGUGUGACCCAGGAGUUCUUCGUCUCUUGCUCACUUUCCCUGAGGAUGAAAAAUCUUGGAUUGCCAUGAAGGAGCUCUGUGAUUUGCCUGCGUCAAAAGUAUAUUCUCUAAUUAUGUUGAUGAGCCGAAGCCUGAACCUGCGGACUUUCAUUUACAAGACUCUGAUACCUUCUGAAGCAAAAGGCUUGCUCGACUCCCUGUUGGAUGUUGUUUCUGGCAUCAGUUCCCUACUUGCCAAAGCCCAGCACGUCUUCGAAUACCUUCCGGAAUUUCUUCACACACUCAAAAUGACUGCCUUACUAGACAUGCCGGACUUUCCACAGGUUUCACAAAAUGACCACACCAGACGUUCUGCCUUUGAUUCUUUCCAGUCUGUGAUGAAAAUGGUUUGUAAGGAGCAAGAAUCUUUCCUUAGCAAUUCCAACAUGUUCAUUAAUUUGCCCAGAGUUAAUGAAUUCUUAGAAGGGGACAAAGAGAAAUUCAACAUUCCUGAAGACUCAACACCAUUUUGCUUGAGGCUUUAUCAGGAAAUUUUACAGUCUCCAAAUGGUGUUUUGGUGUGGUCCUUCCUAAAACCUGUAUUACAUGGGAAAAUACUGUAUACACCCAAUACUCCAGAGAUUAAUAAGGUCAUCCAAAAGGCUAAUUAUACUUUUUACUUUGUGGACAAGCUAAAAACGUUAUCAGAGACUCUGCUGAAGAUGGCCAGCCUUUUCCAGACAAACGGAAGUGGUCAGAUGUUCCGCCAGCUGCAGGAAGCCCUGGGAAACAAAUUUAUAAGAAAUUUUGUAGAAAGCCAGUUGCACGUUGAUGUAGACCAACUUACUGGGAAACUUUGGACCUAUGGAGGGAUGCUAGACAGAAUGUUUAACCAUGCAGGAGCUGGGCACUUUCGUUUCAUGGGUCAAAUCUUGGUCAAUCUCUCUUCCUGUGUGGUGCUGAAUCGCUUCCAGGCUACGGAGUCUGUUGACAUCCUGGAGACUAAAACACGUGAACUCAUGCAACAGAACAACUUCUUGGCCAGUGUCAUAUUCAACAGUUCCUUAGUUGGCCAGAACUUCAGAUUGAAGUCUGUCAAACUGCCACCCCAUGUCACAUACACGCUUCGGACCAGUGUAUUAUACAGCAUGAGGACAGAUGUGGUCAAAAACCCUUCUUGGAAGUUUCAUCCUCAAACUCUUCCAGCUGAUGGGUUCAAGUAUAACUACAUCUUUGUGCCUCUGCAAGACAUGAUCGAAAGAGCCAUCAUUUUGGUGCAGACUGGGCGGGAAGAUCUGGAACCAGCGACCCUGACACAGGCCAUUCCCUACCCCUGCCACACCAGCGACCUAUUCUUGAACAACGUCGGUUUCUUUUUUCCACUGAUAAUGAUGCUCACUUGGAUGGUGUCUGUGGCCAGCAUGGUCCGGAAGCUGGUUUAUGAGCGGGAGAUCCAGAUAGAAGAGUACCUGCGGAUGAUGGGAGUGCAUCCGACCACCCACUUCCUGGCCUGGUUCCUGGAGAACCUGGCCAUGAUGAUUAUUUGCAGCGCCUCUCUGGCCAUCAUUCUGAAAAUGAGCGGCAUCUUUGCACACAGCAACGCCUGCAUCAUUUUCCUCUUUCUCCUGGACUUCGGGGUGUCUGUCAUCAUGCUUAGUUACCUCCUGAGUGCAUUUUUCAGCCAAGCUAACACAGCAGCCCUUUGCACCAGCCUGGUGUAUAUGAUCAGCUUCCUGCCCUACAUAGUUCUGUUGGUCCUACAUAAUCAAUUAAGUCUGGUCAUUCAGACAUUUUUGUGCUUCCUCUCGACAACAGCCUUUGGACAAGGAGUAUUUUUCAUCACAUUCCUGGAAGGACAAGAGGCGGGCAUUCAGUGGAAUAAUAUGUACCAGGCUCCAGAACAAGGGGGCAUGACAUUUGGCUGGGUUUGCUGGAUGAUCCUGUUCGAUUCAUGCCUUUAUUUUAUAUGUGGCUGGUACUGCAGCAACUUGAUUCCUGGAACUUUCGGUUUAAGGAAACCAUGGUAUUUCCCCUUUACCAUGUCAUAUUGGAAGAGUGUGUGUGGCUUGGUGGAGAAAGGACACCGUUCUCUAAGCUCUAGUCUGUUUUUCUUCAAUGAGCUCUUUGGCAAUAAAGGUUUGUAACAGGCAUCAUGGUCAUUACCACAAGACAGGGAACGGAGCCUUGAAGAAAGCCCUCCAGGAGUUGCUCUGGUGUCUGUGACCAAGGAAUAUGAGGGCCAUAAGGUGGCCAUCCAAGACCUCACUCUCACCUUCCACAGAGACCAAGUCACAGCCCUGCUGGGAACAAAUGGCGCUGGGAAAACCACCAUCAUAUCCAUGUUGACGGGGCUCCAGCCUCCCACCUCUGGAACCAUUCUCGUGAAUGGCAAGACCCUGCAGACAGAUGUGUCUCAGAUCAGGGCAGAGCUGGGUGUGUGUCUGCAGCAGGAUGUGCUGUUGGACAGCCUCACUGUCCGGGAGCAUCUGCUGCUCUUUGCCUCCAUAAAGGCCCCGCAGUGGACUGAGAAGGAGCUGCAUCUGCAAGUCAACAAAACUCUCGAGGAUGUGGAGUUAGCUCAGCAUCAGCACAAACAGACCCAAGCCCUGUCUGGAGGCAUGAAGAGGAAGCUGUCCAUGGGCAUUGCUUUCAUGGGCACAUCUAGGACUGUGGUUCUGGACGAGCCUACCAGUGGAGUAGACCCUUGCUCCCGUCGUAGCCUCUGGGACAUUCUGCUCAAGUAUCGAGAAGGUCGCACCAUCAUCUUCACAACUCACCACCUGGAUGAGGCUGAAGUGCUCAGCGACCGCGUGGCUGUCCUGCAGCAGGGCCGGCUCAGGUGCUGCGGUCCUCCCUUCUGCCUGAAGGAGGCAUACAGCCCGGGGCUCAGCCUGACCCUCACAAAACAACCUUCUGUUCUGGAGGCCUAUGACCCAAAGGACAUAGCUCGUGUUACGUCCCUGAUACAGCUCUACAUCCCACAAGCAUUUCUAAAGGACAGCAGUGAGGCUGAGCUGACCUACACCCUACCAAAGGACGCGGACAGGACCUGCUUCAAAGGGCUCUUCCAGGCCCUGGACCAGAGCCUGCCUCAUCUGAACCUGACAGGCUAUGGAAUCUCAGACACCACCUUGGAAGAGGUAUUUUUGAUGCUUUUGCAAGACUCCAACAAGAAAUCUGACAUGGCCCUUGGGACCAAGUUUGAGCCACAGAUCAACAGGCCUGCAGGACCUCCUUUUGGCUACUAUGGCUCUCCAGGUCGGCUGCUUCUCACUCAGAUGGCUGCCCUCCUUGGGAAGCGGCUCCGCCACUCACUGCGCGCCUGGAGAAGCACACUGUCCCACCUGCUGCUGCCGGUUCUCUUCGUGGCCCUGGCCAUGGGCUUGUUCAUGGUAAGACCUCUGGCCACCGUCUACCCUCCCCUCCAGCUAACACCUGGCCACUACGAGAGGGCCGAAACCUACUUUUUCAGCAGUGAGAGUGAUGACACGAACCUCACCCACAUGCUGCUGCGCAAGUUUGAAGACCAAGACCUGCUCUGUGCCAAUUUAUUUAGGAAGAAUUCCUCAUGCUGGCAUGUGGAUCCCUCUGUUCACCCUGACUUCCAGGGUUCAUGUGGCUGUCGGAAAUGUCCGAGUUCCAGGGCGCCCUAUCUGACCAACCACCAGGGCCAUACCCUCUUGAAUCUGUCGGGCCUCGAUGUGGAGGAAUACUUGCUGGUGCCUUCUGAAAAACCAAGGCUUGGAGGUUGGUCUUUUGGAGUGGAAUUACCCCAUGAAGUUCAAGAUGUGAAUGCAAAUGUACCAAAACCAAAAACUCUGGCAAAGGUGUGGUAUAAUCAGAAGGGUUUUCAUUCCCUACCUUCCUACUUAAAUCAUCUAAACAACCUCAUUUUGUGGCGGCACUUACCCUCGGCUGUGGACUGGAGACAAUAUGGAAUAACACUCUAUAGCCAUCCAUAUGGAGGGGCCUUGCUGAAUGAGGACAAGAUCCUGGAGAGUAUCCGCCAGUGUGGUGUUGCCCUCUGCAUUGUACUGGGAUUCUCCAUCCUGACUGCAUCGAUCGGCAGCUCUGUGGUCAGGGACAGAGUGACUGGAGCCAAAAGGUUGCAGCACAUAAGUGGCCUUGGCUACAAGACGUACUGGUUCACUAACUUCCUGUAUGACAUGCUCUUUUACUUGGUUUCCGUGUGCCUCUGUGUUGCUGUUAUCGUCGCCUUCCAGUUAACAGCCUUUACUUUCCGAGAGAACCUGGGAGCCACCGCCCUCCUGCUGGCACUUUUCGGAUAUGCCACACUUCCCUGGAUGUAUCUGAUGUCCAGAAUCUUCUCCAGUUCAGAUGUGGCAUUCAUCUCCUACAUCUCGUUGAACUUCAUCUUCGGCCUUUGUACCAUGCUCAUGACCAUCAUGCCUCGGCUACUGGCCAUCGUGUCCAAAGCUCAGAAUUUACAGAACAUCUAUGAUGUCCUCAAGUGGGUGUUUACUAUUUUUCCUCAAUUCUGCCUGGGUCAAGGACUUAUAGAACUCUGUUAUAAUCAGAUAAAAUAUGACCUGACCCACAACUUUGGCAUUGAUCCCUACGUGAGUCCUUUUGAGAUGAACUUCCUGGGCUGGAUCUUUGUGGAACUGACCUUGCAGGGCACGAUACUUCUUCUUCUGAGGCUUCUACUGCAGUGGGACCUUCUGCAGUGGUCCAGGAGCCACUUUAUCCCUCAAGACACAGUCAAAUCUUCUAGGGAUAUAGAUGUUGAAAAUGAGCAAAGGAGGGUGUUGGAAGGAAGAACCAGUGGAGACGUCCUGGUACUACACAACCUUAGCAAACGUUAUGGACAUUUUUUUCAGAAGACAACCGCUGUGCAGGAUAUUAGCGUGGGCAUCCCAAGAGGAGAGUGCUUUGGGCUUCUCGGGGUGAAUGGUGCUGGAAAGAGUACUACAUUCAAGAUGCUGAGUGGGGAAGUUGCUCCGACUUCAGGGCAUGCUAUCAUCAGGACUCCCGCGGGCGCCUACGUGGAUCUGUGUUCUGCUGGUGAGGCUGGCGUUCUCAUUGGCUAUUGUCCACAGCAAGAUGCCCUGGAUGAGCUCUUGACUGGCUGGGAACAUCUUCAUUAUUACUGCAGCCUACGCGGGAUUCCCAAGGAGGACAUACCUGAGGUUGCCAGAGACCUUGUGAGGCGCUUACACCUGGAAGCCCAUGCAGACAAACUUGUGACCACGUACAGUGGGGGGACUAAGCGGAAACUCUCCACAGCCCUGGCCCUGGUGGGGAAGCCUGAUAUCCUUUUACUGGAUGAGCCCAGCUCAGGGAUGGAUCCAUGCUCUAAGCGCUACCUCUGGAAAACAAUAACGAAGGAGGUUGAGGAAGGCUGUGCUGCUGUGCUCACCUCCCACAGCAUGGAAGAGUGUGAAUCUCUUUGCACAAGAUUGGCCAUCAUGGUCAAUGGCAGCUUCAAAUGUCUUGGUUCUCCUCGGCACAUUAAAAAUAGGUUUGGUGAUGGUUAUACAGUAAAACUCUGGCUCUGUAAGGAAACAAAGCAACAUAGCACUGUCUCUGACUGUUUGAAACUCUAUUUUCCAGGAACCCAGUUUAAGGGACAGCGCCUUAAUUUAUUGGAAUAUCAUGUGCCCAAAAGAUGGGGAUGUUUAGCUGACUUGUUCAAAGUCCUAGAGAACAAUAAGACUCUCUGGAACAUCAGACAUUACUCCAUUAACCAGACCACUUUGGAACAGGUAUUUAUUAACUUUGCUACUGAACGGCAGCAAAGUCAAGAGCAGCAAACUCCAGAGUUUACUCUUGAUCCAUCAACUGGCUGCCACCGCCCACAUCACCUACCUAUCUAGACACUAAAGAAGUUUUUGGAAGGAACCUAUAAUUAAUACUCAAGGAUCAGACAAGCACGUGUCCAGCUGAGGAGCUGGAAGACAGGCUCCAGGCAAUCAAAUUACAUUUUCACUUUCAUUUUCUGUUUUGAAACUCUUUGAUAAUUAAUAGCCCCGAACUGAAAAGUCAUUCUUUUCUGUAGACUUUUAAGGAGUUCCUCCAACACAUUUACACACUUUGCCACACCAGAUGGGUGCCAGUUUCUUAGUGCAAGGUGCAAAUGAAUGACUUGAUAGAGAUGAAACAGAUGCUCUGGAGCUUACGGGUCUC
Molecule: messenger RNA, 15463 nt
Organism: Tupaia belangeri chinensis (Chinese tree shrew)
Lineage: Eukaryota; Metazoa; Chordata; Mammalia; Scandentia; Tupaiidae
Gene: ABCA13
Product: ATP binding cassette subfamily A member 13
Biological process (GO): transmembrane transport; lipid transport
Cellular component (GO): intracellular membrane-bounded organelle; membrane
Molecular function (GO): lipid carrier activity; ABC-type transporter activity; ATP hydrolysis activity
Source: RefSeq, a predicted model, not a curated record